CCUCCUUGAGAAGUAUUCGCACGUUCUAGCAGAAGACUUUGUCGUGGAGGGCGGUGAACAGUGCAACUUAACCUGCAUUAAAUUUUGUACACCUUAGAUUGGAAGUUCUGAAAUUCCCACUUUCAAGCGUCUUGUUUAUUGCUAAGGCAUCAUGCGAGUGACUCAAGUUCUGAAUUUAAGGAAAAGAGUACCAGUUCGUCGCCAGUAUGAAUGUUCUUACCCCAUCCCAUUUCAAGCCCUGCAUCCCUUGGAGCUUGGAGAUCGCUACACGAACUUGCAGGCCAAUAAUGAAGCAAGACCAUGUGUAUCUCAGCUAACUGUACUGCUACAAUGCUUUAAAGAUAGUGAUUUUAAUCAGAAAAGGUGUGCUGAGUCGCUGAAAAAUUACUACACGUGCAUUGAAGAAUAUGCAAAGGGGAAAGCCACAUCUGGAGCGAAGGAUAGGAAACUACAUGAUGUGAAGAGGGUGAGAGACCUCACUCAGUUAGAAGCCAGCAAACUCUUGAAAUCAAAACCCAUUAAAUAAUACAAAUUUGUGUAAUUGUAUUAAACAAAGUUAAUUUAGUUUUUUUA
Molecule: messenger RNA, 573 nt
Organism: Thrips palmi
Lineage: Eukaryota; Metazoa; Arthropoda; Insecta; Thysanoptera; Thripidae
Exons: 4
Coding region: 152-526 (124 amino acids)
Source: RefSeq, a predicted model, not a curated record